GUCCUUUAUUUGUUGAGGUGCUGAUCAUUGAUUACUAAGCCUUCUUAUGACGAGCGUGUCAGCAGCAGGGGGAUCCGCUGCUCAAAAAGCCAAACCUCCUGUAGUACAGCCUGGCACAGGCAACAAUAUUAUAAUAAAUCCCAACCAGCGCUUGAACCCCGUUCUCGAGUGCAUUCGCAAUGUUGGCAAAGAAUUUGGCGACAUUGUCUCCGACUUCCAAGUGGGGCGUACUUCUGGCGUUCUCUUUCUCAGUCUGAAAUAUCACCGCCUGCACCCAGAGUACAUUCAUACUCGCAUAGAAAAACUUGGGCAUGCAUUCAAUCUCAGGAUUUUGCUUAUCAUGUGUGAUGUGAGCGAGCAUCAGGAGCCAAUCCGGGAGCUUACCAAGGUCUGUCUCAUCAAUAACAUCACCAUCAUCGUCGCAUGGAGUAUCGAAGAAGCAGGGCAGUACAUCUCUACACUCAAGCAAUUUGAGCACAAGCCACCAGAUCUCAUCAAGGAGCGUGUGGAUAAGGACUACAAUGCCGUCCUCCGCACUGCGCUCACCAGCAUCAAUAAAGUGAACAAAACCGACGUCGAGACUUUGCGCUCGUCACUUGGGAGCUUCGCCGACAUAGCUCGCGCCCCAUCUGAUCGCCUCCAGACCUUACCAGGCUUUGGCCCCGUGAAAGUCCGUCGCAUCAAAGACGCCUUCGACAAACCAUUUCGAAAUCCUACCAGUGCUGUAUUUUCUGUAGGCUCGCAACUCCCACGGGGUGCUGGCGAUGAGGUCGUGUCUACGUCCAAUGGAGAAAAGGUUUCGGAGGUGGCAGAACCUAUGGCUGCCUCAGGUUCGAAAGCGAUAUUGGACUCGAUACCUACACAAAGCGGGGUUAAGGGCAAAGGAAAGGGAAAAGAACCAGCGCAACGCAGCCCAAGCCCAGUAUGGGAUAUAGAACUUGAUCUUGACAGUCCUCCGCCCACCGCAUCUUCCGGGCCUCCACCUCCACGUGAGCCGUCGCCAGUAUGGGAUAUCGAGCUUGACCUCAACGAUGACUCGGAUGACCUGUAUGUGGACCCACGGCUGGCUGCUAAGAAGGGGUUCGGGCGGGCUGGGAACUCAUUAGGCUCAGAUGAGUGAGGCUUAUACAUCGUAGAAAUGGCGGUGGAUACGUAUUGAUUGUAUGCAC
Messenger RNA from Suillus subalutaceus, 1169 nucleotides. Its product is annotated as restriction endonuclease type II-like protein. The transcript is spliced from 7 exons. Gene Ontology annotation, molecular function: damaged DNA binding; single-stranded DNA binding. Bases 47 to 1120 code for a protein of 357 amino acids. Gene Ontology annotation, biological process: UV-damage excision repair; nucleotide-excision repair; mitotic recombination. The record is from RefSeq and is a predicted model, not a curated record. Gene Ontology annotation, cellular component: nucleus; ERCC4-ERCC1 complex; nucleotide-excision repair factor 1 complex. Lineage: Eukaryota; Fungi; Basidiomycota; Agaricomycetes; Boletales; Suillaceae.